Molecule: messenger RNA, 1329 nt
Organism: Orycteropus afer afer
Lineage: Eukaryota; Metazoa; Chordata; Mammalia; Tubulidentata; Orycteropodidae
Product: olfactory receptor 10AC1-like
Exons: 3
Coding region: 1-1329 (442 amino acids)
Biological process (GO): G protein-coupled receptor signaling pathway
Cellular component (GO): membrane
Molecular function (GO): G protein-coupled receptor activity; olfactory receptor activity
Source: RefSeq, a predicted model, not a curated record
AUGUGGCCGUCGCUGCUGCUGCUGCUGCUGCUGCUGCCUGUCACCCGGGUACCCACCGCCAGCGCUGCGCCCGGCCCGGACGCUAGGACCCAGGAAGACCUCCAGAGCCUGCUCCAAGGUCUCAACCGCCAUCUUCUAAGGCGGCGGGGCUGGGGGGGGGGUGGAGGUGGACGAGGGUCAGACGGAGGCCUGGGGAACAAACAGGAGCCAAAGGGACAGAUGCCCAAACUGGAGGAGACCGAGGAGGGCCGUGGGCGGCCUCAAACCAGAGGCCCCGCUCUGGCUGUGCCCUCGGGUCGUGACGUGGCUGCCACCGCGGUGCAGCCCUGGGUCCCAGGAGGACGUGCCAACCUGAGCCACUGGCCCGAGUCAAACUGGACUAGCCCGCAGGAGUUCGUCAUCCUGGGCUUCUCGGGGUGGCCCCGGGGGCUCCAGGGGCUCCUGUUCGCCCUCCUUCUGCCUCUCUAUCUGGCCACGCUCGCGGGAAACCUGCUCAUCCUGGGCCUGGCUGUUGUGGACCCCGCCCUGCAAACGCCCAUGUACUUCUUCCUGGGCGCGCUGUCUGCUGUCGAGGUGGCCUACACCCUGGUGCUGACCCCCCGCAUGCUGGCUGGCUUCCUCUUGCCUCCUGGGGGCCAGGCCGUGGCUGCCUCCACCUGUGCUGCCCAGAUGGGCCUCUUCGUGGCUCUGGGGGGCUCGGAGUGCCUGCUGCUGGCUGCCAUGGCGCUGGACCGUUACCUGGCCAUCUGCCAGCCCCUCUACUACCCUCAGCUCAUGACCUCAGGGCUCUGCUGGGGCCUGUUGGCCUCCUGCUGUGUCGGCGGCUCUGUCCUGGCCUUAGGCCUCACCAUGGCCAUAUUCCGGCUGCCCUUCUGUCACGGUGGCCUGGUCAACCACGUCUUCUGUGAUCUCCCGGCAGUAUUGGUGCUGGCCUGUGGGAACCGGGACCUGCAGGAAUAUGUGCUCCUGGCCGCAUGCCUGCUGCUGCUGGUGCUGCCCCUGGCCCUGAUCCUGCUCUCCUACACCAGGGUGCUGGUGGUCAUCCUGGGCGUUGGGGGCGCCGCGGGCCGCCGGAAGGCCUUCAACACCGUGGUGUCCCAUCUCACGGUGGCUGUGCUCCACUAUGGCUGCGCCACGGCCAUGUAUGCCAGGCCCCUCCACAGCCGCUCGCUGGAGGAGGACAAGCUAGUCUCGCUCAUCUACAUCAACCUCACGCCACUGCUCUACCCAGCCAUCUACACAUUGCGGAACCGGGACAUGCAGGGUGCCCUGCAGCGUGUGGCCAGCCAGAGGACACCAGGCACAGUCCACCAAGCUGAUCUCACCUGA